AUGCUUGAGAAAACUGCCGGUGAAAACGAGGAUGAGUGUUGCAAAACAAUUACUCUUGGCCUGGGAGCGUGCUGUGGGACAUGGGCGACAUUGCCGAGUACAAACCAGAAAUGGCCUAUCGAGACUUUGGUCACCUCGAAGGAUGCCACUGCGGGUGCAGACUUGGAAAAGGGGAGAGCUUGUCAAACCAAUGCAGGUGAACAAAGACUUGCUGCGAGGCGGCAUUUCCUUGCCGACUUUGGUUUGGCAGUUAAACCUGGGACACCGGUCAAGUGCAGGUGGCAGUCGCCUGCCAUUUUCUGUGCCCCUGAGGGAUUCCACGGCGCUGGUCUUAGCUUUGCUAGCGACAAGUUACAUGUGCCUCUUCGCAGAGCUCUACCUGAGUUUCGUCCCCUUUCGCGGCAGAGCAAAACCACAGCAUCAUCCAACCUGGUGCAGAAGCUAGGUCCUCUACCUCUGCAAGGGGCUGGCAGGUAUGAUGCAGGUGGUACGCCCGACGAGUCUUGGUACGCCCAAACGCGAGCACCAGCUACCCUGGUUACUCUUGAGGAAAUGACCAAGCGUUCGCGUCUCGACGCGAGCAAUGUCGAGCGGAAGUUGGUCGACUCCAUUUUCUCAAAAGUGUUUACAUGCUUGCCAGAAAAUCGCCCAACGGCCGAAGAACUGUUGGAAGAUGAGGAUUUCAAGGCCAUCGUGGCCAUGUAUGAAUGCUGA
Cordyceps fumosorosea ARSEF 2679 is the source of this 714-nucleotide messenger RNA. RefSeq names its product Protein kinase-like domain protein. The transcript has 2 exons. The record is from RefSeq and is a predicted model, not a curated record. NCBI's taxonomy places the organism in Eukaryota, Fungi, Ascomycota, Sordariomycetes, Hypocreales, Cordycipitaceae. The coding region runs from base 1 to 714 and encodes 237 amino acids.